Molecule: messenger RNA, 1493 nt
Organism: Ictalurus furcatus (blue catfish)
Lineage: Eukaryota; Metazoa; Chordata; Actinopteri; Siluriformes; Ictaluridae
Product: olfactory receptor 1361-like
Exons: 1
Coding region: 388-1389 (333 amino acids)
Biological process (GO): G protein-coupled receptor signaling pathway
Cellular component (GO): membrane
Molecular function (GO): olfactory receptor activity; G protein-coupled receptor activity
Source: RefSeq, a predicted model, not a curated record
CUGGUUCAAAAAUAUGUCAAAAAUAAUGACUACUAAAUAGACAAUUAACCCUAUUUAUGGUGAACUGUAGUUCGUUAUGCUCUAAUUAGGUACUCAAGAGAAAUGUGUGGUAUAAUUAGGUGAACUACUGCAAAGCUAAUUGUUUCUUUGUUUGUACACACAGUAGCUAAUUAAUCCCAAAUCACCAUUUACUUUUUUGUCAGCACUUUAUAUUUGUGAUUAUAACUGGGUCUUUUGGCCAGGUUCAGUGGACUAAUUGUACUUGGAUUGUAAGUCAAGCUUCUGUUAUGUAUUGCAUGUAAUAGAGCAUUGUAGGAAGCAUUAUAUAAUUUAGCUUUUCCUUACUUUGAAAUGUCAUGUGCAUGAUGUUUUUUUUUUUAAUGUUUAAUGAAAUUAAAAUUGUGUUAUUUUUCCAGGUGUAAAGAAGAAUUUCAAAUGAAUAGCACCAAUAGCACAGAUUCAUUUGAUAAAGGAUUUUAUCUAGUUGCUUACAAUUCUUUGGGCAAUAAGAACUACUUGAUAUUGGCAUUAGGAAUUAUCUACCUGAUCACACUGCUAUGUAAUUUUACUCUUCUGGCUAUAAUCCUGAUGAACUCCAGUUUACAGAACCCCAAGUUUCUUGCGGUUUUUAACCUCGCUGUAGUUGACAUUUCUAUAAACAGUGUUAUUAUUCCACAAAUGGUUCCUGUGUUUGUAUUUAACCUUAAUCACAUCAGUUUUGAAUCAUGCUUCUCCCAGAUGUUUUUCAUGCACUUUUUUGGUGACAUGGAGUCCUUUUCACUGGCUCUAUUGGCUUAUGAUCGCCUGAUUGCUAUCUGCUUUCCUUUACGCUACCCUACUAUGAAUACUAAUGUGCGGAUGGUGCUCAUCAUAGCCAGCCUGUGGUGUCUGGUUUUUUUGAUUGAGCUUUACCCUGUAGCUCUGGCCAGUGGCCUCUCCUACUGUAGAUCAAGGGUGGUUCCCAGCUGUUGUUGUGAGCAUGGCCCAGUUUAUAAUCUAGCCUGUGGAGAUAUUUCUUAUAACAAGAGACUGGCACUUGCUAAAACGUUAGUUGUCCUGCUUGGUCCUUUGACUUUCAUCAUUUGCUCGUAUGUCAUAGUGGUGGUGGCAGUCUUGCGAAUUGCGUCUCCGACACAAUGCUGGAAGGCCUUCAACACCUGUCUUACUCACAUGAUCUUGGUCCUCAUUUAUUAUCUGCCAAUCAUUUUGGCUUACAUACUAGGGAACUUGAAAUUACUGCAAUCAGCUGAUCUUUACACAGCAGGUCUAACAGUCUGUGUCACAUUGCCAGCAAUGUUAAACCCUAUCAUAUAUAGCUUAAAGACUGAGGAACUGCGCGACAAGUUGCUGAAAUUUAUUAAGCCGCAAAAAGUGUCAAAUACAGUCUAAUAAACAAGAAUGAAUCAAUCAGGGAAUGGCUUUAGAGGAAUUCAUUAUACUUCAUGACACAUACGACUGGUACUGUGAUAUUUUAACUUACUACAAAUAUUUAA